Messenger RNA from Hippocampus zosterae (dwarf seahorse), 1282 nucleotides. It is a transcript of the gene bcap31, whose product is annotated as B cell receptor associated protein 31. Gene Ontology annotation, cellular component: endoplasmic reticulum membrane; endoplasmic reticulum. Gene Ontology annotation, biological process: endoplasmic reticulum to Golgi vesicle-mediated transport; intracellular protein transport. The coding region runs from base 171 to 899 and encodes 242 amino acids. The transcript is spliced from 8 exons. Lineage: Eukaryota; Metazoa; Chordata; Actinopteri; Syngnathiformes; Syngnathidae. The record is from RefSeq and is a predicted model, not a curated record.
GUACAUAACCAAUGACAUGGCUCCCUCGCGAUGAGCUGGCAUUUCUCCCGGAAGUAGGAAGUGUUGACUCCAUAACAAGCCUCAAUCCCCAAGCUGUAAAAGGGCUUGAACACUCGUAUCACAUUUGAUUAUUACUUAUUAGCGAGUAUUAGUGAUACUACUGCAGAGUGAUGAGUCUCCAGUGGACCGCAGUGGCCACCUUCUUGUAUGUGGAGGUCUUCUUGGUGCUCCUCCUUUGCAUCCCCUUCAUUUCCGCAAAGAGGUGGAACAGCAUCUUUCGAUCCCGGCUAGUCCAAACCAUCGCCUUAUAUGGCAACACUUCCUUCUUGGUGGCCAUGGCCAUCCUCGUCUUCCUGCUCGUCGAUGCCUUCCGCGAGGUGAGGAAGUACAGUGUGACCGAGAAGGUGGACCUGACCAACAAUCCCACCGCCAUUGAGCACAUUCACAUGAAGCUGUUCCGAGCGCAGAGGAAUCUCUACAUCGCUGGAUUUGCACUCCUGCUUUGCCUGUUGCUGCGUCGCCUGGCCACUCUUCUUUCCCAGCAGGCCUCCCUGAUGGCGUCCAACGAGGCCUUCAAGAAGCAGGCGGAGGGCGCCAGCAACGCCGCCAAGAGCUUCAUCGAUGAAAAUGAAAUGCUGCAAGAAAAACUCCGAGAAGCCGGUCUGGAGGUGCCGGAGGCGGGAAAGAAAGGAGGCGGAGUCCAGCAAGAGAACAAGACUCUGAAGGAGGAAGUGAAGAGCUUGACGGAGGAACUGGAAGCCGCCAAGAAAGCUCUCCGCAAGAGUGACGGCGACGUUUCUGCCAUGAAGAAACAGGCCGCCAACUUGACGCUGGAAUAUGACCGACUGCUGGAGGAGCACAGCAAACUCCUGGCUAGUGGUGACAAGAAGUCCGACUGAGGAUGACGAAGACGGACGCUCUUCAUAUUUAUGGGCCUGCUUUGCGGUGUGAUGUUAUGUCCUGUUGCCGCCUCAAAGUUGUUUUUUGUUUGUUUUGUCUUUGUUUUCUUUCAAAUAUGAGGUCAUAUUCCUGUUAUUGAAGGUCCCAAAAAAAACCCUCCAAUAACAAACAAACAAGUCGGGGUUGCACAAAAAGGGCACCAGCCAAGCGGCCCGUCGACUCGACAGGUGUUUCGCUCUCUCGGCUUUCACGUAGCCUUUAGCAUCAACUGUUAGCCGCGCUCGUUUCUGUGACGCUUUUGGGUGACUUGUGUGUCACAUUGCCAUGGAAACCGCAAACACAACCUGUAAUGUGUCACCGCCAAUACACAACUUGACACAAA